AAACUAUUCUCCAUAUUAGGCGCUAAUGUUGUCGUCACCGGAAGGAAAGCCGCAGACGUCCAGAGAGUGGCCAAAGAAGUGCUGGAAUUAUCACCAAAGAAACUGAAGCCGUUAGAAGUUGUGGGAGAUUUGACUAAAGCAGAGGACGUGAAAAAACUGGUGGAUAACACUAUUAAAACAUUUGGCAAAUUAGACGUAUUGGUCAAUAACGCCGGUAUAUAUCCUCUGACAUCGAUUGAUAUGACAAAUUUGAUGGAAUUAUGGGAUCAGAUCUUCAGUAUCGACUUGAGAGCUGUCGUAAACCUUAUCCACGAAUUUGUUCCACAUCUGGAAAAAACUAACGGAACUAUUAUUGAUAUCUCAAGUAUCGCUGCAUUAGCACCGGGAAAACCAACGUUGGCCUACAGUCCGGCAAAAGCGGGGUUAGAUAUGUUGACUCGAGUACUGGCACUAGAGUUGGGACCCAAAGGCAUUCGUGUCAAUACUUUGAAUCCCGGUGCUACUGACGUGACCAAACCCGGUAUGAAUAAUGAUAUAAUCAGUGCGACACCAUUAAGACGUAUUGGUGAACCCCUGGACAUCGCUAAAGGGGUGGUAUUCCUGGCCUCUAGUGAUGCUAACUUUAUAACCGGUGCUAAUCUGGUAGUAGACGGCGGACUCGUCUAUAACUUUGGAUCAGUUUUUAAUUAAUUAAAAAUUA
Medioppia subpectinata is the source of this 700-nucleotide messenger RNA. The record is from the annotation of a GenBank genome assembly. NCBI's taxonomy places the organism in Eukaryota, Metazoa, Arthropoda, Arachnida, Sarcoptiformes, Oppiidae.